Messenger RNA from Kwoniella botswanensis, 2055 nucleotides. RefSeq lists its product as uncharacterized. Lineage: Eukaryota; Fungi; Basidiomycota; Tremellomycetes; Tremellales; Cryptococcaceae. Bases 1 to 2055 code for a protein of 684 amino acids. The record is from RefSeq and is a predicted model, not a curated record. The transcript has 3 exons.
AUGGAACUUAGACCUUAUCUACCGCCUGAUGGGGUCGGGUCAAACGAUGUUCAUACAGGUACAGGUGUAGGUAUGGGUUACGAAUACGGGGGAUUACCUCCUAUCGUAGGGACAGUCAGACCAGAGGAUGUGAUGAAGGCUCCUAAUCCUAGUAAUUCAGAUAGUAUACAUGGCAGUUCUGGUUCUGGCAGUGGAAAAGGUACUUCUUCUGCAUAUAACACAUCCAUCCAAUCCUUCCCUUCCCCUUCCGUCCGCCCACCUCAAAGCGUAAACCCUCCUACAAUCAGUCGACACCACAGCGGUAUCAUUCAUCCUACUUCUUCGGGGAGUAGCAACCCUCCAAUACCCACUUCUUUCCCACAUCGAUCAUCUAACAAUAACAACAUCACCAGUCCAGCUUGGUCAUCCCCUAUACCUCCCAAUGCCAACGUUCCAUCUCAUGUGAGCAGCACCGAACUCUCAUCCAAUCGACCUCUAUUCUCAUCUACCCAGGGAUCAGCUAUCCCACCUCCGAUCACCCCUGAUGCUCAUCCACGUCCAUCGGUCAUUAAGACAUAUGGGAAAGCAGCGAGCUCUGGACGUACACCAUCCCCACAGAAGAAUCCUAUCAUACUAUCCUCUCCACCGGUUAUUAGAGGUGGAAGUACGUCUCCAACGAAGAAACGUAAAAAUAUCGUACUUUCUGAUGAUUCGGAUGAAGAGGAAGAACCGAUAGAGUUCCGAACGCCUUUACCCAUCCCUCCUUCCAAGGGACCAACACCGAAAUCAAGAGUCGAAGUGGUUUUACCGACAUCAAGACCUUCUUCGGCUUUAGCUAAUAAAACGCACGACACUCGUCCAUCUUCCAGUCAGGAGAGUGGAAGACAUCAUUCGCCCGAUCCGUUAGAUAGUCUGAACGGGAGUGGUCAGAGUCCCAUGAAAGGGAUAAAUCAACCUUCUUCGUCCGCCAUGACCAGUGGAAGCUCAAGGAGGGUAUCGAGUAGGGUAGCGGAGAAUAAAGCUAAGGAAUUGGCUGAGAAGGAAGAAAGAAGGAGGAAAAGGAGGGAAGAGAAGGAGAAGAAGAAACUGGAGGGAGAGGCCAAAGAUAAUAAGGGCAAACCAAAAUCGCCUGUCAAAGAUAAAUCACCCAUGAAAGAUAAAGACAAGAGUCUCGUAUCGGAAAAGGGAUCGAUGGUAGAACCGAUCGAGAUUGAAGAAUCGUUGGAGAUGGAGGUGCAAAUAGAUAAUCCACCACAACCACCUGCGAAAUCGGACGUGAUAGAGACAAGAGGGAAGAAAAGGAAAUCUGAUGUGUCAGCACCGAUCAUAGAUCAGAAUGAUCAAGAUGAAGAUUUUAAUCCGUCAAGUAGUAGGAAGGGUAAAAAAGCAAAGAAAGGGAAAAAGGAAUCGGUUAAGAAAGGCAAAGCUGCUCAGAAAAAGGUUGUCGAACCUGAACCUGAACCUGAACCCGAGCAAGAGCAAGAGCAAGAGAAGAUCGUAGAAACUACAAAUAAAGUAAUGGAGGAGGAUUUGAUGCAAGAAGAGAAAAGAGAAGAACCGGAAGAGGUGAGUGAAAAUGUUCUCAUCGUGAUCGAACAAAGUUCAGAAACUCAUAUGAGUCGUAUGUGUGUCCGGCCUCCUAAAUCACCUACUCCCCCUCCUCCAUCACCAACAAAGUCCGUUUCUCCCGCUCGACCACCCCUACGAGCUACGUCAAGUAACGUUUCGACCCCCUCAGCCUCGUCGAUCAAUCAUCGUCCGUCUCCGGGGCCGAUCACCAAAGAUGGAACACCCUCUGCACCAGGUGGAAUCAGGUGGAAAGCUCCUCGUAAUGAUCUUACAACUGUUCUAGCGAAAUUCGGAGGAGCCAAACGAUCUGGUCUAACUAAAAAACUAAGGAUCGCACCAUUACAUCAAAAGAUCGGACCACCCGCUAAAGCUCUUCCGCCUGUUCCUAAGAAACCGGAAAAGAAGAAAGGUGCCUCAGAUGAUGAAGAUGAUGAAGAUGAUGAAGACGAGGAUGGGGAGAAGAAGGUUGGGAAAGGGACGAUGGAAUGGUUCAUGGUUGAAGAUUGA